Messenger RNA from Petromyzon marinus (sea lamprey), 16239 nucleotides. Lineage: Eukaryota; Metazoa; Chordata; Hyperoartia; Petromyzontiformes; Petromyzontidae. The record is from RefSeq and is a predicted model, not a curated record.
ACAAGCAAUCAUCAUCAGGUGACUUUACCGAAAGAACCAAGAAUAUGUUUAGCAGUCUUUGGAAGAACGUAAUCAGCCAGAUGGGGUGUUGACUUGUGUUUGCUGACUCAUUCAUUCGUACCUGAUGAUGGUUGCUUGUGUUGCAAUCUAAACGUCGUAUUCUAUUAUUAUUUAAUUUAUUUUCUUUCUAUGUGAUUUUACCGAAAGAACCAAAGAGUAAUACUUUAUGAGCUUUUGCAGAACUCAAAAACUGUACGUCUCCGUUUUACAGUACUGAGAAAAAAUAUCUGACUCAAAACCGUUACGAACACAUAGUUUCGUCUCAAAUGUCAGUGGCAUUGUCUAACAAAGUGGAAGUGGAAAUGGAGAACAUUAAAGCCCUUAAGCUACUUUCAAAGGCAUUAGGAUUAAGCUGAUUUUUUUUAUUUUGAGCAAAUGUGUAUUUUGAUCAUGCAGAUGUGUACGUGGGAGUGAAUGUGAAUAUUAGGCCAGUGUAUGAAGGUCAGUGUGUACAGCGUGCAUGUACAGUAUGGGUGAUUGCGGUGGCGGUUACAGUGAUGCGUGGGGCAAUGUCACAUAGCCCGACUGGCCCAAGUGAGAUCCAUUAAUUCAUACACAUCAUUUUUAAUUAGUCUUCCCUCAAUCUCAGCUUCUUAUAGUCACCAUCACCGUCAUCAUCAUCAUCCACGUAUGUUUGUUCAACUUUUUAGCAUCGUCCAUAGCCAGCCGUGCUAAUAGGAGGUGCGGGUGAAGGACAUCCAUGUUCUAUACACUGCUGGAUGAGUGCCUCUCCAUGCCGAUUCCAUCUCUCAUGGUUCUGCGAUGCAACAAUCACAAGCCCGCUCCUGCACCUGAGCCGAUCUCAUUGCUCCUUCUCCACUGUGGUUUGUACGCACUCUUAUCCAUCAGUCACCAUCCCUUCCAGCGAUGCUUAUUCCAUUGAUGUUUUAUAUAAAAUGUAUAUAUAUAAAGGCAGUCGGUAGUCGUAGGACAAAAUAUAAAAGGAAGUUUUUUUUUUAACAGCAGGGAGGUCAGCGGCACAGAUGGCAGAGGGGAGUACGUUCCAGACUCUGGGAGCAGCAGAGGAGAAUGAGUGACAGAGGAGAAUGAGUGAGAUUCAAAGUCAAGAUGUUCCCCUGUAUUUGCUUGCUCACACCACGGCUAGUGGAAGGGCCUCCACUAGAGGGAGCUCUAGAGGGUAAAUCUUGGCCUACUCUUCCACGCUGGUCAGACGUCUUGAAUGGGGUGGUAGUUACCCCACUGUACCCCAUUACAUGCGACUUGCCGAUCGACUGGCAGAGAUGCACCCGUUUGAGACGUUUGCCGUUGUUUCAACUACUGAGCCAGGAGACUUACGAUAUUCAGAAGCUACUGAAGCUAUGCACUUUUAAAGCUAGAUGGAAAACUUGUUGAUUUGGAACGGUUUUUUAUGUUUAGUUUGCUCUUCCCCUGCACCUCCGAGUAGCCCGGCUGGCUACGUACGGUGCGAAAGAAGUUCAACAUACUUGCGACAUCUCAGUGGACCUCCUCUUGGACGGGUUCCAGUUGUUGGCUUCCACAUACAGACAAAACUGGUGACCUCUCAACUGAAGUCCAAUGGGCUAACCAUUGAAACAAAUAUAAACUCUACAUGAUGCUGUACAUUCCCUUCUGAAAGUGAAUUAAUGCAAACCCUAUGUCUACACCUGUAUAGAAAGCAGACGUUAUUGGAAUGCAACACUUCUUAACUGAAUAAAAAAAACACAAGUUUAUGCAAGCAGUGCAUGCAGAUCUAGAAUGAAAUAACAUCGAUGAUGCCUGGUUAUGAAAACGUGAUGCCACUUGUUCAGGAUGAGUGCCCCAAACCCUUUUAUUGAGGACGAGAAAACUAGGCUGCAGACCACAUUUGUAUAUGAAUAUUAUUAUUCGACUACUGUAGUUAUAAUGUUUUACUUAUACCACCCAAGAGGCAUCGUUCAACAGCACUGCAGAAUGGAAUCAUGGAUCCAUCUUGUCUGUAAAAAAAGGUCCGUCUGCUUUAGUGUGAGCACAAUACGGUCUUACAACAGCGUAGAGUUUUAUAAAACCUUUACAUAAAAGAAUUGGGUCAUUUUAAAACAAAUUAAGUUAACACGUUAUGCUUAAAGGCAUAGUUAAACAACACAUUAAAACUCAUCUUAUCCACAAUGUUGUAGACACCAGGAUUAAUGUAUUGCAAACUCCUGUUAUUCAUUAUUUAUUUUAAAGAAGAUGGUCAUGAUCUUAGUGUGUAUGUGUCAUGUGCAAUGGGUCACAGCAGGGCAAUGUAUCAUGACAACUCUAGGGAAGUGCUUGCUAAAAAAAAAUCUAAUAACGGAGAGCUUCCUGCUAUUCAUUUUGUUUACACCAUCUAAUUUGCAAUCACAUCGCAUGUUGAUGAAUAUACUUCUGCACUGAUAGUGCAGUGCAAUAUUUUACUCCAUCGUUUAGAUCACCAUGCCAUGAAUGUGGUAUGUGGUGGUUGUGGUUGUGAUAGUGGUACUGCAAAUGUCCAUUGUGGAGUUUAUCUUGCACAGUAAUAUGCGUAGCAGCCUAUGACCAAACCACCCAAAAUGUGCCGAUCUCUGCAGAUCUCGGAAGCUAAGCAGGGUGGGUGAACACGAUGCAUAACCAGGCUGCCAAGGUGGGCAAUGUAGAAGUAAAAUCCCUUGUUAUACUCUACUUCUAUGCUCCCACAUCUCAGCUGCCUGUAUUCACAAACCCCCACUGACCUGGGUGGUGAAGCAUAGUCAAAUACAGUGACCCUCGUUUCCAGCAUGGCAUGGGUAGAGCCCUCAUCCAGGAGUGGAUUUACCAAGGUACGUACAAGCCCACGUGUAUCAGCAUGCAUGGUGCAAAUACUGCACCGGAAUGCUCGUGGAAUAUGUGGGGUUGUGUAUGUGGGUCAGGGGAGGUCUGUGCGAUGUCUACACACACACACACACGGUAUGUGUAACUCUCAUGCGUCUAUACAGGAUGUGCUUCCAGCCGCACAUGCGAAAUGUAGUGUCAAGGCGCCUAGAAUUUAGGAGCAUUGCAUACUGCAAAGAAAGCGAAGCAGUUGCUGCCCACGUGCGCUCGACAAGUUGCAAGCAGCAUGCCCUACCUAGCACACGAGCGUCUGGCUUUUGCAGGUAAAAGGGACAUUCGCUCGCCUUGGUGACUAAGCUGACAGCUGGGGCGAGUGGAGUGCAGUCACGAAGGGAGGGGGUUUGCUGGAGGGGGUGCGGCUCCACCACGAGAAAGCAUUGCUCCCCCCCCACUAUAUUAACCCCCUCCCAGACCCUACCCUCCCGUUUAAUCUCUUUUGCAUAAUAUGUUGUUAUAUGCCACCGGUGGUGACUUAAGGUCAGCUGCUGCACCUGAUGCCCACUCACUGCUUGGCUUGCAGUAAUUCACAAAUAAUUGCCGCAAAACAUUAUUAACGUGGAAGGGAAAGCCAAACGACGUCGAGAGGGCCUCUCUUGAGCUCUCUCUUGUGUUCCGUGGACAGGAGGCCCUCCAGAGUAGUAGGUAGGCCCUUCUGGUACAGGAGGCCCUCCAGAGCAGUAGGUAGGCCCUUCAGUCCAUGGAGGCCCUCCAGAAUAGUAGGUAGGCCCUUCAGUACAGGAGGCCCUCCAGAGUAGUAGGUAGGCCCUUCAGUACAGGAGGCCCUCCAGAAUAGUAGGUAGGCCCUUCAGUACAUGGAGGCCCUCCAGAAUAGUAGGUAGGCCCUUCUGGUACAGGAGGCCCUCCAAAGUAGUAAGUAGGCCCUUCAGUACAGGAGGCCCUCCAGAGUAAUAGGUUGGCCCUUCAGUACAGGAGGCCCUCCAGAGUAGUAGGUAGGCCCUUCUGGUACAGGAGGCCCUCCAGAGUAGUAGGUAGGCCCUUCUGGUACAGGAGGCCCUCCAGAGUAGUAGGUAGGCCCUUCAGUACAGGAGGCCCUCCAGAGUAGUAAGUAGGCCCUUCAGUACAGGAGGCCCUCCAGAGUAGUAGGUAGGCCCUUCUGGUACAGGAGGCCCUCCAGAAUAGUAGGUAGGCCCUUCUGGUACAGGAUGCCCUCCAGAGUAGUAGGUAGGCCCUUCAGUACAGGAGGCCCUCCAGAGUAGUAGGUAGGCCCUUCAGUGCAGGAGGCCCUCUAGGGUAGUAAGUAGGCCCUUCUGGUACAGGAGGCCCUCCAGAGCAGUAGGUAGGCCCUUCUGGUACAGGAGGCCUUCCAGAGCAGUAGGUGUAGGCCCUUCUGGUACAGGAGGCCCUCCAGAGCAGUAGGUGUAGGCCCUUCUGGUACAGGAGGCCCUCCAGAGCAGUAGGUGUAGGCCCUUCUGGUACAGGAGGCCCUCCAGAGCAGUAGGUGUAGGCCCUUCUGUCAGCAGUGGUGUGAGCAGCCAUCGCAGGGCUGCACCUUUAGCUUUUUAAUGGCCUCCAUUGCGUUGUUUCUAGUUUUUGCGAGUCUGAAAUGUUACACAAUCAUCUAAAUUGCACGAAUUGUUAAUACCGGAAUAUGUUCUUCCUGGCACAAUUUGUUGCACGUAUCGUGAGAAUAAGAAUCUCGUUAAAUUGAUGAAUCCAUGAUUUGUUGCAUUCCUACUCACAGCACCUAUCCGCUGUUAAUCCUUCACCUUUAAAGGUUCUGCUGUGUAAACUGUAACGCGCGGUAGCACUGCUUGAAGCGUAACAUUCUUCAGCAAAACGCUUGCAAGUGUUUAGAAUGUGGCGUGUUAAAUUUUCCAGUUGCAAACCUUGCUGCCUGCUGUAGUAGGUACUAGGUAUGAGGUGAAAUGUGCCAGAAAAAAACAUGCAAUCUUACUACAUUGAUUGUGAAAAAUGUGCGUGACUGGUUUAGCGUUGGAGCAGUGCCGUUCAUUAUGGUGUGACGGUGAUGGUCGUUGCUCUAAUGCUCGUUUAUGAAACAGCGGUGGGUAUUUGAAAAUAGCUACAUUCUUUAACGUGCUCGCGUAUUCGGGCGCAAUGGAAUGAUGAAAAACAGAUGUUAACGGUCGCCUGAGAAAUGUGUGCGUGCCCGCUUGUGUGUGAUGUGUGUGCGCGUGCUGGUGUUGGCAGGCUGAUUUUCAGUGCAAUCUGCUUCUGGGGGUGUGAGUGGACAAAGCAAGACUGAUGAAUUAGACACUCUCUUUAAUGUGUUUGUCAGUGUGGACACUUUAUAUAUGCAGGCGUACAUUUAUGUUUCUGAAAAUUGGGGUGUCUUUACUUGUGGCUGUAGGUGUGCAUAUAGGGAGUGGUGGUGUAGCUGUAAUUGCACCGAGCUAAUGACCCCAGUAGCCUAGGUUAGAGUCUUUGCCAUCCGUUUCAAGCAUUACGUGAAAUUAGGACUCAUCAGCACGGUAUAGUCGCUGCUGCAAAGUGUACCUCCGCAUGCGGUUUCCAUUUGGCAGGCUUUGCAGGAGUGGCCAACGGUGAUAAUAUAUUUAAUUAUAUAUUAAAUAUAAUGACUCGUGUACUUGUGCAUGCACGACACAUAUAACCCCGGAGCAUAUAUAAAUUAAGAUUCAAGAUAAUACAAUUUAGAUGCAAAAGCUGGGAUUAUUUUUUUGUAUUAAUGCUCAGGAUCGGGGUCGACAACAAUGACAAAUCACAUUAACCAUUCAAUUUGCGUGACGUUAAGGCAGACGUGUUAACGUUAAUUGGGUUAACUGGGCGAGGUUCAACUGAGGCCAUCUGGCAAAUGUAAGUGGCACUCUGUUGACAGCCACCAUUCUCAUUCGGUCAUUCAGUCACGUCUAACAAGGCCUUGGCUUUCUUUAGUGCCGCUCGAUUACGAACAACCGUAGGUUGUAUUAUGGCCUCUUUUAGCAUGACAGAAUAGGGGUCACGAAAACAGAAGUCCACACGCUGUUGUAAUCAUCGAUUAAAAGUUGCGUUAACAGAUGGUGUGGGGAACGCGGUAAGAAGGAGAAAUUGGUUGGUCAGGCGAUUGAGAAAAAAAAAUAUCCUUGAUUUGAUGUAAUGCAUAAGCUGGUAGCUGCGUAGCAGGCUGGUAAAUGUGGUAAAUGUGGAACUAUCGUGCAUCCUUGUGCUGACCGGUUUGAGUCAGUGUUAUUUGACUCAUUGUUAUUUUGACUCAUUGUAUACGAGUUGCUAUUUUCGUCAUUCAUAACCUCUGCUUUUACAUAUUCAUUCGUCAUUUUGCACAGUUGGGUAGAGUACCAGAAUGGCCGGCUACCCUUGCAUUCAGUGACAUGUCUUGUAGCCUAGCUCUCGUAGUGUCUACCGUAGCCCAAUUGCGAUUCGAGUUAUCUUCAAGGCUUAACAUUCGAACGCUUGGCACUGCAUUGUCCAUUGCAGUCUCGCUCGCGUGCCACGGCUUCAUUGACAAUUGAGGCCGUCGUUCUGCUAAUGCACCGCUAAAGCCCCCCCCCACAAGCCGCCCCCCGAUUGUGCGAGUGUGAGGCCAAGGAACUCCUGUGCAGGUGGCACGGUGAGGCCGAGGACCUCCUGUGCAGGUGGCACGGUGAGGCCAAGGACCUCCUGUGCAGGUGGCACGGUGAGGCCGAGGACCUCCUGUGCAGGUGGCACGGUGAGGCCAAGGACCUCCUGUGCAGGUGGCACGGUGAGGCCGAGGACCUCCUGUGCAGGUGGCACGGUGAGGCCAAGGACCUCCUGUGCAGGUGGCACGGUGAGGCCAAGGACCUCCUGUGCAGGUGGCACGGACUGCAGUGACCAGAUGAGAGUUGACCGGUGUGGAAUCCACUCGGUCAUAAUUGUCACCCAGAAUUGGGUUACUUGCCUUUAUUGUGUUUCUAAUGUUGUAAAUGUUGUGGCCGUUAUGCCAUUAUGUGACCGAGGCUGCAAUCAACACACCGGUGCCACAGUGACACGAGCUGACAAGCCAACUGGUCUAGACCUGCAUUAUACUGCUCCGCUAUCCAAUAGCUUUCUCCGGGUGAUACGUUUUUGAAAAGAAACAAAGGCAAAAGAAAAAAAAGCUAAUUCCGCUAAUGUGUUUGCGUGCGGUUGGUUCACAGCGGCGAAGGCACCGAUCACAAAGUGCUUUGUCUGGCUUGAAGGCACGCUGCUUUGUACAGUGCAUGAUUCAAAGGGAGUGCAGGAAAACUGGGGGGGGGGGGGGGGGGAGUAUAAACGGAUGGGUUGUGACGGAGAAUGUGGUGACGUGGCACACACCACCCCGCCUUCCCGCAGGCCAGGAAUGACAUCCUCAGGGAGGAUGAAGGGCAGGAAGCGGGGCCGAGCAGCUAUAACGGACUGCCCCACAGCUACUCAGAGAUGAGCGGGAGCGAUUAAUAACACUUCUUCUGUGUCUGUGUGGGUGUGCGCGUCUGUCCGCCUGCUGCCUCUUGUGCAAAGCAGGCUGGUUGUGCAGAAAUGUGUUUACCAGCGAGUGUGUUUCUUGUUAUGUUGUAAGCUUUAUAUUAAUUAAUUAUUAUAUAAAAAAAUCUGCUAUUGUACAUUGGUCCUGAGUACAGUGUAUAAAAAUAUAUGCAAUUGCAUCUUAUUUUGGGACUUUUUUAAGGAAUGCAAAGUGUAAAAAAAAAUCUUUCUUCAAAAGAACAAAGGUGGAGCUUCAUGAAUGCAGAAUAAAACUUGUAAUAUAUUAAUUACAUUUAUAUGUAGACAAAAUUAAUUCAUUUUUAUAUGGAGCAAAACGUGCAUAGAAACAUCAUGUAAAUGAAAGACUUGCAUGCACACUGGAUAUGUUACUGACAUUUACACCACUUGCCGUACUGCACUAGAGGCUGUUACCCAGUGUCAUUGAAGCUGUUAGGGCCCUGGUGAGAUGUCUUGAACAGCAGUAGAAUCAGAAUCUUUGUUUAGACUGUGCAGUGCAUGGGGGGGGGAGGGCUACUGUUGGUCGUCAUGGAGACCCUAGGAGAUACACGGCCCCCCUAACCGCAAUCGUAUAGAGUGGGGGGCCCUUUUUGACUGCAUUGUCUGCUCAUGCAUUUACGCAGACCGGCCAACAGCGGGCCCUCUUUUCAACCAUGAGCCUCCUGCUUUACUACAAAAGGAUGAUGGUGAAACUCCUCUUUAUCAAAUUCCUGUCUGCUACUUCCCUAAUGCACACCGCUAGUUGAUCCGUACAUGGACUAUUUCCAUCCACGGAUAAUAGGAUUUGUAGUCUCCCAGAAGCACUAACGUGAUCGAAUUUGUAAACAUUUUUGCACGUUAUAAUUGCACAAAGCAGCGUGGAGAGAUGGAAUUCUACUGAGAGACAGAGGAGCCACGGGGGUUAUAGAGCACGUGCAGAGGCCCCUGCUCCUGCAUCCCGUGGGACCCCUCUGUACGGGAGGCCGUCGUGGUGGGGUGAGAGCGACGGGGAGUGGAAGGGCCUCGGGGCCACGGACUCCUCCCUGCAUAGAGACAAGUUCAGUGGGACCGACGGUGCAGCAAUGCAACACUACCCCUCUCCUCCGGACGGAGCGAGUGAAGAGGAGGCACAGAAGAGCGGCGUGGGCUCGUUGUACAUGGAGGGAGCCAACGGCUACGCUGGGCUGCGCCGGGAGCCCAGCUACUUUGAAAUUCCCACCAAGGAGCUGCAGAGAGAGGGCUCGGAGCCACCCACCAGGGACACCGACUGCACCGCCAACGCGACCGACCCCGGCUCCCCCUUCGUCAGCGGGCCGGGCCACGCCUCGUUCACCAUCGAGUUCGACGAGAACUCGCCGGGCAAGGUGACCAUACGAGACCAUGUCCCGGGAGCGCCGGCCGGCAGCGGCGGAGGUGGCGGCGGCGGCGGCGCCGCGGGCAGCGUGUGCUCGGGCAGCCCCGGCCCCGGCCAGCCGGGGGGGCGACCGCGCCUCUCCGGCCGGGACUCGCCGAGGAUCGCGGCGGACGGCGUGGUGGGGGUGGCCGCUGCCGCCGACAGCAAGGUGGCCGAUUGGUUGGCGCAGAGCGGCGUGCCAGCAGCGUGUGCCAGACGCUCCGCUCGCAAGGCCGGGGACCCUGUCGUCAGUGCCAAGGGCGAGGCGACGGCCAAUGGCAAGGCCUUCAAAGGGAGCAAACACGAGGACGGCACGCAGAGCGAUCGCGAAGAUGAGAGCGUCCGCGGCUCGGGAGGAGGGAAGGGCGGCUCUUUGCGCGACGCCCUCGCCAAGCACCGUCUGGAGCAGCAGCAGGCGCGUCUCCGCUCGCGCGACGACGGCGGCGGCGGCGACAGCGGCGGCGGCGGCGGCGGGGGGGGCGUGGGGGGCGCCUCCUCCCCCGGCCCGGCCCAGCAGGGGACGCCGCCCGCACAGCGCCAAGGCGUGCCCGGCCACGGCGCCGCCUUCACCAUCGAGUUCUUCUUCAACGAGGACGAUGGGAACCCGCGCAAACGUCGCUCCAACUCGUUUUCGCCGGGCUCGGCCCCGGAGGCGGCCGACGGCGGCCCGCUGACGGCGCUGCGCGGCAAAGUGGGGCGCGCCGAGCGGCCCUCCGCCUCCCCGCGGGAGACGGAGCCUCGCGGGAAGCCGCCGGCGACGUCGAACGGGGAGCGGCGCUCUCGGGAGGGCUCACCGCACACCGGGGAGACGAGGCUCCUCUCCGAAAAGACGUUUGUGUCGGUCUCCGUGGGGCCCAGGCCCGAGCUGCCGCGCACGUCGCCGGACGGGGACGCGCAGAAGAACGGGGACGGCGGCUCGGGGGUGGGCGGCCGAGGCGGCGACCACCGUGGUUUGCUCGCGGAAAUUGGAGAAACUUCGAAGGUAUAUGGAGUGUCAGUCAACGUCAGCUCAUCCCUUCCUCACACGGACAAAGAUGGGAAAACAAAGGCAGAUGGCAUAACAGCAGCGUCGGCUGCUUUGGGAUGGAAGGAUGGAAAACCUGAACUGGAGUGGCAGAGUGGAUUGGGAGGAACCAUAGCGGUCUACCCAGUAACACAAUUAACUGGCACAGAUCCUUUGGCACAGCAGGCAAGGCCCGUCGGCCCUGUGGCCCCCAGCGCAUCCCAGUAUCGCUCGCAGUGGGCCAGCUUGGCCACAACCCCAAAUGGGAGCUGGCCCAGCUUCCCUCCAGGCCAGGACAGGCCUACCGAGCCCACGCCCACAGCCCCUGACAAGGAUGCCGACGGCGGUGAAUCGUGCGUCUCGGUACGCAGCUCCGCUUCAGACGGCACCAGCAGCCAGUCGGACAGGAGGCGACGGGCGUUGCCGCAAAUCCCGCUCGAGAGAACGCACUCGGACGGGAUCCCCACCACUGCCGUGGGGCCAUUCCUGGCAAGACCCAGUACGGGGACGGGGGCAGUCGAGGAAAAGGAAGGGGCCAGAGUCGUGGCUGCAGACGGUUUGGCGAGCCAGGACGGUCAAACGGUGGCCGAACGAGCCGCUUGUGGUGGAAACAUCUGGGAGAUUGAUGUCACGUGCACGAGCGUGAAGGAGUCUGCGUCAUUGGGCUUGCGCACCUUGUCCGCGAAGACAACGGGGAUGCAAAGAAGCGAUGCUGGCGAUGUUAAAGGAGGCCCUCGGCAGCCGUCGCAAUCGGACUCUGGCUUCAGUACGCCAAAAACGUCGUACCAUAAAGCUGGCGAUGAGCAAAGGGACAGCGCGGGUAGCAGGCAACAGUCGACUAAAUCGGACACGAGGCCAGAAAGUGAAGGCGGCCUGUCGACAAGGCCCUUUGGAGACAAACCCUUGAAGGCCAUCGGACUCCUAAAUUCAUCCUUGCAGGACGAGGUCCUGGGGCGACCACGCAGUGCCUCGGAGAGCCGCCCCACCCGGCCGAGCGACGUGCAGAAGAAGAGCAGUGGCAAGGCGCUCGUACGCCAGGGCAGCUUCACAAAGGAGCGGCCGAGCUCGCUGGUGCCAAUCGAGAUGCUGCCGCACAUCAGCACCGUCGCGCCUGCCGAGAGCCAGUGUGAAGGUACCGAGGCACGGUCACCUGCGCCUUCGUCGGAGGCACCAAAGGCGCGAAGCUGCUCGAGGGAUGAGUCCGAAGCAAAGGGAGGUGCUGCUGUCGGCAAAGAUUUUAGCGCGGGGCACAGGGAGCGGAGCAACGGCGGUGAGACACGGAAGAGAAACGAUUCCGGCAACACGGCAUCCAGCACGGACACUUCUCUGCUGCUGAAGGAAACCGAAGCAGCCGUGGCAGCGCUGGAGGCCAAGCUGUCGGUGUCGGGUGGUUGGGAGGGUCUAGGGAGCCCAAUCCGUUCCCCAUCGCCCGAGUCGGAUGUGGACACCUCGAGUACUGUGAGCCUGGUGAACGGGGAGGGCCAGCGGAAGGCUGUGACGCAACGCAAGGCCUCCGCCAACGCCCGCGAGAAACUGUCAGAGCUCCGCAAGGCGCGCUCCGUGGAUCCCGGAGCGAAGGCGGACGUUGUGUUGGGCUCUCGUCGCACCAGGCCCGGUGUGGACAGGGUCGGAACGGUCGCCCGCCCGCCUUCGGCGGACUGGACGACGGACGACGAUCGGCCGUCUUCCUCCACGGCGCGCGCCGCAUCCUCGGAUCGCGCGUCCGGCUCGCAUCCUCCGCCGGGGCUCACCUCCACGGACGAGCUCAUGAGAACGAAGCUGGAGGGCAGAAGGGCGUCCGCGGCGGCGACGAUGUCCAGGGGCGGCGGCGCCGUGGCGGCGCCGCCGCCCCGGGGCGGCUUCGUGCCGACGCCGCCGUCCUCCAAACCGAGGCCGACGCGAACGUCCCUGAUGCGGCGCGCCCGCCUCGGCGACGUGUCGGACAACGAGUCGGGCGACGUGGACCGCGCCUCGGUCAUCUCGGACGUGUCCACCACGAGCUCGACGGGGGCGAGGCCGUCGCCCCAGCCGGGGCCUCGCAGGAGCCUGUCCCGCAUCGACCUCCUGGCCCAGCCCCGGCGGCCACGCGUCUCGUCCUCGCGCAGCGACACAGAGGCCACCGUGAUGUCUCCGGCUUCGGGCCGCUCGAGCCUCGGAAGCCGCAUAGCCGAGGCGGGCAGGGGCAACCUCGCGGCGGCACGCCUCUCCGGAGCGGCCCACGGGACGCCCGGCGCCAUGGCCAGGAGCCGCACGUGCAGCGAGUCGCGCGACCGCGAGCCCCGCAGCCGCUCCUCGAGCUCCACGCACAGCUCACCGUCCGGCACGCGCUGGCGCCACCGCCUGACCGACUACACCUCCACCUCGGAGGACGAGUUCGGCGCCAGCCGUGGCGGAGGGGCCGCCCCCCGCUACUCCGUCCGCAUGCGUGCACCGGGGGCUCCCGCAGACACCAGGGGGGGCGCGACGCGGGGUGGGCCCGCGACGGCCACGCUGGCGGCGCCUCACCACCACCACCACCAUCACCGGCCAACGUCCGGAUCGUCGUCCUCCACGUCGACGGUGACGUCUUCUCGGCCCCACUCUGGCGGCGUGGGAGCGGCGUUGCCGCCCCGCGGCGCGGCGACGGGCGGCGGCGGCGGCGGCGGCGGCGGUGCCGCGGCGCUGGGCGGCAGGAGGGGCGGCGGGGCGGCUCACACGGGCGCCGGCAAGCCGCAGGCCAAGGGCGGAGAUGAGGAUUACCUGAGGCACUGGACGGUGCACAGCGAGGAGAUUGCGAGGAUCAGCAAAGACCUCGCCAAAGACCUGGCCAUCCUGGCACGCGAGAUCCACAGCGUGACGGGAGACCCGGAUGGAGUCAGCUCUUCAGGCACGGCUCCCAGCACCACGGGCAGCACGGCCCCACCCACCCCCGGGUCUUCGAUCGACGCGCGCGAGGAGCUUGUGCCUCGCAUCUUUGAUGAGAGCCUGAACUUUAAGAAAGUGCCGCUCCCGGAGAGGCCUUGCGCGGAUAGCAAUGAUGGCACCGGGGGUCAAAGGUUAUCAGAGGUCAAAGAUCCCUUUACUCCCAUCACGAGGAAGAGAACCUGGAGUAGAGAUGAGGUGGUGCUCGAUACCCUGAUGCUCACCUCCAUCGCCCAGCUCUCCCAGCGUAUACGCUCCGCUACCGACAAAACCACCUCCAAGAUCCGCUAUCUGUUUAAAGACCAGGACCUUCCCUGGGAAGCGAUCGAGUCCAAGCUCAGCUUCGAUGGCGAAGUGCCCCUCCUGAGGACCACCAGCAGGGAGCUGACAUCCAUUCUACAGGACCUGAGAAAAGUUGAGAAACAGCUGCAAGUGAUCAACUUCAUCAUUGACCCCGACCGGGUGUUGGAAUCCGCGGGGACCUUGAACACGCCGGUGACCGCCUCCACCCCGGCCAGGGCCGCGUGCGGCUACGCGACGCAGGCCCCGGGCACGACGGCCCCACAGCUCGUCCACGCGAUGUUGGCCGGUGGGCAGCCGACCCCCGCCGGCUCCCUGACCCCGAUGCCGGCGCCCCGUGGCCCUCCGCUCCCGUUCCCGGGCCACGGCGUCCCGUCGUUCGCCGCGGCGUACGACGGGCCGCCGUCGAGCGUCGGCCAGGAGACGGGCUCGUCGCUGGGCCGCGGCGGCGGACGGGACAAUGGCGGCCCCCCGCCGCCGCGGCUGUCCCUGCUCGCCGUCUCGGUGGACACGGAGCGGCCCGACGGUUCGGGGACGGACGCCGGCUCGCGCUCCGCUCGCUCGAACGGCGCCGGGGGGGCAGAUGGCCAAGGCUCGCAGGGGUGAAGUGCGUCGCCGAUGAAUUUGCGCCCGCCCGCGGUUCUCCUUCGCCAAGCCGGCUGUGUGGGCGACUUGAUUCUAAUUGGCUCUGUUCUUUUUUUCGUAUCCUGGGUUAGGUUGUCGAAAAGGAAAAAAAACGUUUUGGAAAUCGACGUGGUUUACGUGGCCUGCGUGUGCUCCUUGUGUACGGGCUUAAGCGGUUACAAGAUGAAAUAUUAUAGCCGAUGAAGAGAGGAAACAUUUCCAGGCCUUAUUAAGAGCACGCUUGGACGGAAAUCUUAUGUAAUCACCGUGCGAUUGCGUUAGAUGCCAGGUGAAACACGCGCUUUGUGCAAAAACCCAUCGAGGUGCAUCAACUUUUAGUGGAACGUGUUUUUGGCCACCACACAUUUGUCAAAACAUGCAUCCAAUUCAGGUUAUAUGUUGCAUCAUUGUUCCAAUGCUGUAAUAAGGACCACCUAGUUAUAUUUCUUUUUAAUGAGUUAAAAGUUCAGUAUUGUAUCUUUUUCAAUUCCUCACUGUCUCGUCAAGUUACAUUUUCUGUGUUAUAUAUUUUUUUAUUUUUACAUGGUUCCUAGAUUUUUUGAAUAUUAAAUUACAGCAGCGUGCACUCAGCCGUACUAAGUACUGUUAAUCCUACUUUGUCCAUGAGUUGUCAUCUUAUUAAGUAGCUAGCCAAUUAAUAGCACAGCAAUAGUUGAAAUGUAUGUCCAUAGUGAAGUUGAGUUUUGUUUUUGCACUUAACAUGUGUUUAACUUUAGAGAGAACAGCCCGCUCGUAAGGAAUGCAGAAUAUUUACCGCUGACUCAAGGCCACCGUGGUAGGCAAGUAGCACCAGACACCGGCUUGUGCUCGCAGAUGCGCAGCCCGUAGUCUGACUUUACCGUAUUCUCUGGAUUAUGCGACGCCGCUUGAGAAAGUAAGCUGUAGCCCAAACUAGUUCUCGCUAUAUCAAUGACGUUAUACAUAAAGCACACCAAUUGGAUUGUAAGACGCACCCCCAUCUUUCGCCUUAAUUUCUGGGGGGGUGGGGGGCGGGAGUGGGGGUGGGGGUGGGGGGUUCAUCGUAAUCUCGAGAAUAAGGUCGUGUGUUAUCACACCGAUGGGAUGGCACUGCAGGGAUAGUGCUUGACACACGAUUGGAAGGAUUAGCAUCUCAACUUUUGGUCAACUCAGCCCAUGAUCACUCAGGGGUCGGUAGAAUGAGUAACACUUUGUGGGAAAUCAACAGUGGUGGUCCUACGUAGAUACUCUGUUGGCAUCUGCCAUGGGAGUGUAAACAUUUCCACCACUGGCUCAGGACCACCGAUGGAGAUAAGCGUCCACUCCAUCGCUCAUUUUGAGCAAGGAGGCGCUGACUUUUAUUCUGCUUUUGCCAGCCAAUCCCAAAAGAGUAUCCAUCGCGUCAUUAACGAUCGUCUGGUAGUGUAUACUAGAGCCAAUUUUAUAGCCUGCACUCAAGACAAUGCCACUGUUUUCAUAGUAUUUUUUCUAUAGUUUAUGAAAUAUCUCUUUUGUGAGUAACAGGCAUCUGGGGAGUUUAACAUUGGCCAGGAAUUUUCAUUGUGUUUUUUUUUUCAAAGGGAAAACAGAAUUUAGUAACUCGAGAUUUUUCUUUUUACAAAAGCCUAACCUAAUUAAAAAAAAAUAUACCGUACAAUAUAGUUCAAAGAGAUUAAAAGAUAUCUUUUUCACGAGAUGCAACAACAUUUUUGGAAAGUUGUGACGUAAGCCAUAUUUUUUUUUACUAUCCGUAAACUUGUUACGUUAUUGCAACCAAACUCUCAAAGUGUCAUUUGCAAUGUGUUUUGUUUACUCCAUUGAAAACAUUUAAAUACAAUAAUGACGGUGUUUAUUUUAGAGCCGUAUUCGUUACAAGAUUCACUGCAGAACUAGUUUCUUUUUUUGUGCCAUACCCUGUAACGCAAGUCCUGGAUUGUGUUUUAUAAUAAUGCGUACAGCUCAACCUGCGUGUAAUAUUCGAAGUCCUGGGUGACAUACAAAAAUACAUUUCAUUCACAGUGGCUAAGGGAGAUAGACUACGUCUCGUGUUUGAAAUAGAUGAUGGGGCGGAGAGGAAAGUCUGAUUUAGAUUAGAAAAUAAAUUUUCUCCAUCUCGGCGGAAAACUUUCAGAGAACAUUUACGAUGUCGCAGUUUUUUUUGUUUAAAUCUGUCUUUGUUCGAGGACUCGAUACAAGUCGAUGAUUAUUGUUUAUUUGCAAUUUUGAAUUUUAUCAAAACCGUUUGUGUGUGACCUAGUGAAGACCAUUAAUGACUAUACAAGUAAGUACUAAGGCGGCACUUUUAAUUAAUAUAACGAUUAUUAUUUACAGCCCGUUUGCCAAUCAAAUGCUGGUUGAAAGCCUGCCCGUGCCAUGUUAACUAUGGGGGGGGGGGGCGGGAGGGGUUGCUUGACCAUACUUCACCAUGCUAUUCAGUGCGGGUUUCUGAAGGGGCAGAGAUUCAGGACCGGUUUUGAUAUCGCCUGCCACUUCCAUUAACCAUGGGAAGGAAUCUACGUUAGAUCACCAGGUUCAUAUACAAUGCCUUCGUCUUAACUGGCUAUGGUCCAUUAGUUGAGUCCUUAAUGUGUAUAAAUUAGUCUGACAUUAAUGAGCCAAGGUUUAAAAUAAAAUACACUUCUUAUCUCUGUCGGUUAUGUGUUAAACAAGCUACAGGGGUGAUACGUCCACUUCAGCAGGAGAUGCAUCAUUCUUGUAAGAGGCAGAAGUAGCCAGCAUGUUAAUGUUAUGUCACCAAUAAUAAACUGCUUUUAUGAGA